AUUUCGCAGAUCACUCCAUAGCCAAGUCUCAUUAUUUAUCUAUUGUUUGUUAGUGUAUAACCCUUUCAUUUACGCAAAUCAAUCUUCUUUUCAAUCCUCCAUUGAUAUACGAUAAGCAAGAACCUUUUUUUCUGCAGAAAAAGGUGAGCUUUUUUGUUUACCUUUUCUUCUCAUUCCACCAAAAAUCUUUCUUCUCUCUGUUUAGCUUGCUUUAUAAUUGCUCCGGGAAAUGUCUAAAUACUGAUUGAGAGACAAACAAGCAAAAAAAAAACAGAGCUAAUCAAUGUUAUUUAGGGUUCUUCACUUUGCUUUAUGCUCUAAGGGUUGGUUUGAUGUGUAGAGCUAUUAAUCAAUCAUUCACUGUUCUAAGAAAGAAGAAGCACUGGAUCUCAAAAUUAAAUCCAGGAGGAAGCAGCUUCCAUGGAUCUAUCACUCAACACUAAGAAUGUCUUCUCCUCAGCUCUCCGUUUCGCCAUGUCCAUUGACACGCUGAAGAACUCUCCUGAGCUUGCUCAUGAACUCAAAACCUCAGCUCAAGAGCAAGUCGAGUUCAUGCUGUCCGAAGACGAAGAGGUACGGUUACUGGUUUCUCAAGAGGAAGUUAAAUGUGUCGUGAGAUUAGGCAUCUCCAGUGUCCUAUCGACGUUGUUAGACAGAUUAUCAUCUUUGCUUCUUCUCCCUGAAGAGUUUGAUGUUCUUAAUGAUAUUGAGUGGCUGUGCAAAGUGUUGCCGAGGAUGGAGUUGAUGAAAGAUCUCGUCUUUAAAUGGGCCGACGUGUCGAGCGAGAUUCUUGUGAUUGCUCAGAACUGUAAGUUAGGUGUGAAAGUGAAGCUUGUAGAGGUUACAGGGAAGGUUUUAGAAGCGGUUGGUUAUGGUGUCGUGAUUGUUCCUUGUGGAAGCAGAGCCUGUCUUCUGAAGCUGUGGUUGCCUUUCAUAAGGAGGUUAAAGACUCUGGUCGAUGCAGAAGGAUCUGGGUCUGAGUACAGAAUGGACGAAGAUCUCUGUGAAUUCUUAGAAGGAUCGAUGGUGUCUUUGGUCUUGACGUUGCCUUCGAAUGACCAAGCGGAAGUGUUUGGGGAAUGGAUGAGAGGGAUUGCGUUGGAAGGAGUGAAGUUUCCGGAUUUGAGUGAAGCCUUUGAGGUUUGGUGUUAUAGAAGUAAGUCUGCAAAGAGACGGUUGUUGGAAAAAUGUGAUAGACUUGCAUCUGAAAACCUUGCCCAUUGAUUGAUUGUUAAUACAUCGAAAAAAUGUAGCUAAUCAAACCAAGCUUUUUCUUCUUCACGCUGGUCUGAUGAAUUCAGAGAGCUCGUCGAAUACAGCAGCUUUCUUUAUUAGCUAGGGAUUCAGAUUACCCUUCAUUCCUUCUCACAUAUGUUAAGUUGUAUCUUCUUUACUCUCCUUGAUAUGGUAGCUGUUUUAUUGUAUUAGGAGUGACAGAAUUCUUGUACUGGCUCUAAACUUUGAUGCUGAUUACUAUAAACCAUGUGGUCUGGGGGUCGGUGAGGUAAUAUGUAAAGGUGAACAAUGCGCAACUAA
Messenger RNA from Brassica napus (rape), 1536 nucleotides. Its product is annotated as BTB/POZ domain-containing protein At3g05675. The transcript has 2 exons. NCBI's taxonomy places the organism in Eukaryota, Viridiplantae, Streptophyta, Magnoliopsida, Brassicales, Brassicaceae. The record is from RefSeq and is a predicted model, not a curated record. The coding region runs from base 421 to 1224 and encodes 267 amino acids.